ACCUAGACGAAGAAACGGUAUUGAAACAUAAGAGAAAGGCCUGGAAAUUAAAAUCCGAAGGCAAGAAAAGAAAACAAUGAGUGUGUUUGGAGGAGAUAGCUGGGGAAGAGAAGCACAAAAUCGAAAGCGAAGAAUCGAUGAAGUUGUUUUAGAGGGGAUCGACGUUGAUGGCUCUUCUUGCAAGAAGCUGUCUUCCGGCAAAUACGCCUGUCUUGUCUGCCCUCGCAACCCCAUCUUUGAUACCCCUCUCAUGCUCUCUUGGAAGGGAGGGGAGGCUAUGUUGAAGGCAGCUAACUUCAUGCAUUGCAAAGGAUCGCGCCAUUCAGCUGCAAGGUCCAAGGCGAAGGAAAAGGAACUCACGAGACAAGCUGAAAUAAACAAGAGACUAGCUUUGCAAGGCUCACCUACUACUUGUUCUGUUAACUCUUCCAGUGCCAUCAAGAAAAAUGCUCAAUUAGCUACCAAACCAUUGAUCCAAAUGGCUCAGACUGCUGCUGCUGAGAUAUUUGGUAAUAAAAGACUUGAGCAUGAUUUCAGAAGUGAAAACCGUGACAUGGUGCUGAGGCAGAACAAUAUUAAAAACGUGACACCGGACAUCUUUCAGAAUCACUCUUAUCCGGAUAAUGAAACGUCGGACAAGUUGAUACAGCAGCAUCUGAAUUUCCGGGAACAUAGAGAGAGAGAACUUAAGUUCACAUCCGCUGGUUGGAAACGCGACUGCCAUGGUAAAUGGUACAAAGAUGAAAAUGUUGAAUUUGACUCGGAUGAAGAAGAUCCGAACACCUCAUUUUGAUUGAAGAUUCACCAGGAACCCAUUGGAAAAUUGUUUCUUAGAGUCUCUGACACUCAUCCAUGGCCAUGGUUGGUGUUAGUUAUUUUCAAGAAGGAUUCAAGUGGUGAGCUUUAAAAGUAGAUCCAGAUUCAUACGUGGUGCUUUAUCAUAUACAAAAUGUUUCGAACAAAAAUAAUAUAUUACAGGGAUGGACC
Messenger RNA from Hibiscus syriacus, 987 nucleotides. RefSeq names its product sodium channel modifier 1-like. Gene Ontology annotation, cellular component: nucleus. The coding region runs from base 77 to 793 and encodes 238 amino acids. Lineage: Eukaryota; Viridiplantae; Streptophyta; Magnoliopsida; Malvales; Malvaceae. The transcript has 5 exons. Gene Ontology annotation, biological process: RNA splicing. The record is from RefSeq and is a predicted model, not a curated record.